AUGACCAGUGUCACAGAAGCUCAAGAAACAGUCACAGAGGAUGAAAAGCACGAAAAAAGUGCGUUCGUUUUCGAUAAGGAUGAUGCAUUCUACAUGGCACCAGCAGUUGCGCGUCUUAUGCAUUAUCGAAAUGCCGCUGUUCUGUGUGGACUUAUCGAAAUUACCAUAUUAAUUGUUACUAUUUUUGGAUUUUUUAGUUUGCAACUGGAAAAAGGCAACACUCAUUUAUGGCUGUCCACGGCGUUGAUUAUUUUAUUAGUUUUUGCGACAGUUACUACUUUCCUCAUGAUCUACGGUAUUCUGGCGGAGAAACCGAAAUAUAUGUGGCCACAAAUGGCGUUCAUGCAUAUUGAAGUAACCAUCCUGACCAUUGCUGCAAUUUUGUCGAUAACAAGCAUGUCUAUGGGCCUGCAGGCUACCCAUCGGCUUUUCGGCAUUUUUAUCAGGUUAAUUUUCGGGAGAGUUAAAGUGUAA
Molecule: messenger RNA, 474 nt
Organism: Gongylonema pulchrum
Lineage: Eukaryota; Metazoa; Nematoda; Chromadorea; Rhabditida; Gongylonematidae
Source: the annotation of a GenBank genome assembly